AUGCGUCUUCACUGGCACGUAUCUGUAGUUAAAGAUUACAUCUCCCUCCUCCAACACUUCUUCUUCUCACAAUUAGUUCCACACGCAUCAGACUUCUUCGUGAUCAUCACAUCCAACAUCAUCACACCCGACAACAACAACAACAGCAACAACAGCAACAGCAACGACCCACUCGACAUGGUCUUCGCACGCUUCACCGUCCUCUUCGCGCUGGGUCUCCGCGUCCUGGGUGCUUCGGCCUCUAGGGACCUCCUCGCUUUUCCUCCAGGUCCAGUGGAUUUGAAAGAACUGGAAUCGGCGCUGGCCCGUAUCAAUCUCCAUUUCGCGUCCCUCCCGUCGGUCAAUAGCUCUACCGCCACCUCCGACUUUGCCUCCUCUGCCCGCGAGAUCAUGAACAGACAAGCCACUGACAUCGCCACUGACAUCGCCACCGACAUCGCCACCGACAUCGCCACCGACAUCGCCAACGAGGACGCAAUAGCCACCACCCUCGUGACCAAGACUGUCCCACCCGCCUUCCCCUUCACCCUCGGCCUCGCCACCCCGGUCCCCACCCCAGCCACCGUCGAAACCGACUUAGAAGGCGCCUGGAAGAUAGAGCUCUACCAAACCUACAUCUACAUCGAAAAACUCGAGCACCUCUUACACAAUAUUCGCAAGCACAACCGAUGGUGUGGAGAUCUCAACGACCCUUCGACCUGCAAAGUCGUACCCCUCGACCCGCCAGCCGAGUGGCUGAUCGUCAAUCGCAAGGACCUGAUGAAAUGGUGCACGGAUCGUUUGGAGCCCUGCCGCGUGCGCGUUGCGGCUUUGAAGCAGUUUUUGCACCAGCCCGAUCGGCCGUUGUGUACUUUGCCGGGAACGGAGUAUACGUUCCUGUAUGUGAAUAGCUGGCCUUUUUGCCAUGUUACUCUUCAUCCGGAUGAGUGGUGA
Sphaerulina musiva SO2202 is the source of this 933-nucleotide messenger RNA. RefSeq lists its product as uncharacterized. The record is from RefSeq and is a predicted model, not a curated record. The transcript has a single exon. NCBI's taxonomy places the organism in Eukaryota, Fungi, Ascomycota, Dothideomycetes, Mycosphaerellales, Mycosphaerellaceae. Bases 1 to 933 code for a protein of 310 amino acids.